This is a messenger RNA of Symphalangus syndactylus (siamang), 3184 nucleotides long. It is a transcript of the gene TCF21, whose product is annotated as transcription factor 21. Gene Ontology annotation, biological process: developmental process; regulation of transcription by RNA polymerase II. Gene Ontology annotation, molecular function: RNA polymerase II transcription regulatory region sequence-specific DNA binding; DNA-binding transcription factor activity, RNA polymerase II-specific; protein dimerization activity. NCBI's taxonomy places the organism in Eukaryota, Metazoa, Chordata, Mammalia, Primates, Hylobatidae. The record is from RefSeq and is a predicted model, not a curated record.
AGCGCUCGCUCACACUCCUCUACGGCCACGACUCUGGGAGUGGAGAAACAGAGAGCCGGUUCCUCUGCUGCAGAAGUCCUCGAGGUUCCUUCUCACAACUCUGCGAAGGGCAAAGCGUUGUGAGACCCAACCAGACCCUAAUUCCAGCUCCCAAAAGGAGGUGGCUGAGCCACACUCGGGAGGCCUCUUGGUUUCAGGGUCUGUCUCUCUCUCACACACACACCCUCUUCCUCUCUCUCUCUCUCUCUCUUUCUCUCUCUCCCUCGUCCACACCCCCAAACAUGUCCACCGGCUCCCUCAGCGAUGUGGAGGACCUUCAAGAGGUGGAAAUGUUGGAAUGUGACGGGCUGAAAAUGGACUCGAACAAGGAAUUUGUGACUUCCAACGAGAGCACCGAGGAGAGCUCCAAUUGCGAGAAUGGGUCUCCCCCGAAGGGCCGCGGCGGCCUGGGCAAGAGGAGGAAGGCGCCCACCAAGAAGAGCCCCCUGAGCGGGGUCAGCCAGGAGGGGAAGCAGGUCCAGCGCAACGCCGCCAACGCGCGAGAGCGGGCCCGCAUGCGAGUGCUGAGCAAGGCCUUCUCCAGACUCAAGACCACCCUGCCCUGGGUGCCCCCGGACACCAAGCUCUCCAAGCUGGACACGCUCAGGCUGGCGUCCAGCUACAUCGCCCACUUGAGGCAGAUCUUGGCUAACGACAAAUACGAGAACGGGUACAUUCACCCGGUCAACCUGACGUGGCCCUUUAUGGUGGCCGGGAAACCCGAGAGUGACCUGAAAGAAGUGGUGACCGCGAGCCGCUUAUGUGGAACCACCGCGUCCUGACCUUGGAGUUUGGUACCUGGAGCGAGAGCUUCUCCGCCCUUCCACCAACCCCACAGGCCGCUUCGCGGGUGGAGCCCUCUGCCUGGCCAUGGAGGAAGGAUCCCGCUAGGCUGGUCCCGACUGGAGAAGCUGCUCUGCCAGGUGUGCUCUCUGUCAGUGAUAGUGACCUCAUUACCAAAGGGUGGCGACCACAUUACUAAGCGCAAUUCCCCAUUCUCCAAGGGCUGAGAACUUCGGUGACUUCAUCCACCUAUUUGCACAUGGAGGACUUUUCAAGAUGUCAGGAUACCCUUCCAUCACCCCACCACCGCCACCCCAACUUGACUUUCAAGAACACAUUUCAAACUCUGGCCAGAGUCCCGUUCCUCAAAUUCAUGUGUUCUGUCCUUUCUACCAGAGGGAUAGAGCCCAUGCCUCUACCUAUCCAGAUUUCAAAUCAAAGAGUCCCCAGUGUGAUUCAAUUGUUUGCCUUUCACGUUUCGCAAAUUUUCCAAUCUCCCACUCACGUUUUUACAAAACAAAUGCUCUAAAUUCUGAGGAUUCCAUGCAGGCCGUCCAUAGAGAAAUAACUUUUUCUUGCACAUUCCCUUACAACCCCAAUCUAUACGUGGAUUUUUAGAAAGUCUUCAUGGCUAUCUAUAGUUCCCUACCAAUAAUUUGAAGCCUUUGCUUUAGGCAGGAGGCAUGUGGCUAUGAAUAGGGAACACGUAGAUUUGACCCUGGUUCUGCACCCAACUAGCUGUUUCUUGAAAGAGCCUGGAUCCUCAGUUUUCCCAUCUCUGCAAGCAGGGAUAAAGGUAAUGAGAAUGAUAAUAAUCAUUAUAUGCAGACCUUCCUCUUUCAUCUUACAGAGGCUUAGUGGGGCUCAAAUGAGAUUAUAUCUGUAAAAUCCCUUGGUAAAGGAAAGGUUCCGUGAAAAUGUCAGUUACUUUUACUAAGUGGCGGGUAGUGAAUUAUCUGUGCCUAGACCCAAACUGAAAGUGUCUCAGGCAGGAAGCUCCAAGGGGUGUGUGUUUAUAGCAUCCAGGCAAUGAUCUUUUUUUUCCCCACGAACUAAAAUACCUCUUUUUGGUAUCUAUUGACUCUUUCUCUCUCUCUUUCACCUUGCACCUCUCUCCAGUGCUCUCUAAAUUUGUCCAGAACUUUCUUUUUCCUAGAAAUCCAGAGAGCAAAGUCAGAGCCUGGCACCUGCAGAUAGGAUGACACUGGUGUCUGAUGGUGAGGCUGCCCAGUCCCAUCAGGAGCCUCAGCCAAGGAGGGGCCUGGGCACACUCAGGUCCCCAUGGUUGUCCAUUGAAUGGAGUGAGGAUCGAGGUAGGAAUGACUGGGUGGUGGCUGCCACUAGCCCAGGAACAUGACAACGUGACCACACCACACAUGCCUGCAACACACACCCACAGUCUAAACAUCUCUCCUUCUCAGUGGGCCUUUCUCCCAUUCCAGAUCAUCAGCACACCCACACCCACCAUAGGUCUCUCUCCUCUGGUCUUCCCAGAAGGGUAAAACUCCCAGCCUACCCUGCUCCAGCUCCAGCCCAGGUAGUUGGUGUGUCUCAAUUUGAAUAGGGGGUGGGUAGCUUCAUAAAAAGAAUGGGGAACUCCCUUGGCCUCAAGCCAGUAUAGUUUGGAGGUUGGGGGUCGGGGGUGUUAAGAGUGGGGAGUAUCCUGCCUAUGACCUCUAGGUUAUGAAAACUAUCUUAGAAGGUGCUUUUAGAAAGAACCAGGAGAACAACCAAAGCAGCUUACAGACGCCUGAACGGAGAAUGAAGUGUUUCAAGUAAGCGAGUCUGCAAGUUCUCAGAAGCAGACAGAUAUCCAAUCUGGACUGCAGCCAGGGAAGUCCUCUCUCUCUCUCUCUCUCUCUCUCUCCUUGCUUGUAUGACUUCACAAGCAACUCAGGAUCAUUCUAGCAGGCUUUCCCACUGUCAAACAGAGACUUCAUUCUAAAAAGAGAAGCGAUAAACAGAGCUCCAGCUCCGCUGGCUCUAUAUAUUUACUGAUUUAGUGGAAAACACUGACCAAGGAGACUUUUAAGCCAGUGGUUCUUCAGAAUCACCUAGACGCCUCCACCCUCCAGAGAUCCUGAGUCCAGAGUCUGAAGUGGGGACCCAGGUGAUGCCAUUGCUGCUGGUCCCAGGACCACGUUUUAACAAUCAAUGUUUUCAGAUGUCUCAUGACGAACACUACUUAAUGCAGUGGGAAAGAAAAUAUUUCAGAGGAGAAUUUUUUCUUAAAGAAGCUGCAUAUUCUGGACUCUAGUUUAAUUCACUCCAGGAUGGCACGCAAUGGAUUCCUAAUUCUUAAAUGCCAUUCAGUCUGGACUUCAAAGCACUUGUCUUCAGAAAAUAAAAGAUUUGUUCCACC